AAACUAGAAAACAUUCAUCCCCCCUCUCUCUCUCUCUCUCUCUAUCAGAAAAUGCAGAAGCUCUCUGCAAUCUUACUGGUGGUGCUUCUUUGCGCAACCUCCAAUGGAGUUCUGUCUUUCACUGACGGAAUAUUACCAAAUGGUCAAUUCGAAUACGGUCCAAAACCGUCCCAGAUGAAGGGCACGAGAGUAAUCGAUCCAAAGGCAAUACCGAACUGGGAGCUCACGGGGUUCAUUGAGUACAUAAAAUCCGGCCAAAAACAAGGAGAUAUGUUGCUAGUAGUACCCGAGGGAGCUUAUGCCGUGAGGCUAGGAGAGGAUGCUUCGAUAAAGACCAAAGUGAAGGUGACAAAAGGGUUGUUUUAUUCGAUCACAUUUAAUGUGGCUAGAACUUGCGCCCAAGAAGAGAAAUUGAACGUUUCGGUGUCCCCCAAUUCCGAGCCCAAUGAUUGGGGAAUCUUGCCAAUGCAGACGAUGUAUAGUAGCAACGGUUGGGACACAUACUCGUGGGGGUUCUUGGCCGAGUCCAACAACAUCGAGAUCGUGAUCCAUAACCCAUCUGUCGAGAAAGACCCUGCUUGCGGUCCUCUUGUUGAUUCUGUUGCACUAAAGGCCUUAUUUCCUCCUAGAAGAACCAACGCUAAUAUGUUGAAAAAUGGAGAUUUCGAAGAAGGUCCGUUCGUGUUACCGAAAACUGAUGUCGGUGGAGUUUUGAUCCCUCCCAACAUCGAGGACGACCAUUCACCGCUCCCUGGUUGGAUGAUCGAAUCGCUAAAAGCCGUCAAGUACUUAGACGCGGAACACUUUGCCGUGCCCAAGGGUAAAAGAGCAGUAGAAUUAAUUGCCGGAAAAGAGAGCGCUAUUGCCCAAGUCGUCAAGACGACACCAGGCAAGGUAUACGCUCUCUCUUUUGUUGUCGGGGAUGCCAACAACGCGUGUGAAGGGUCGAUGAUUGUCGAGGCAUUUGCGAGUAAAAACACUCUUAGGGUACCCUACGAGUCCAAAGGCAAGGGUGGGUUCAAACAAGCCGUUCUGAAGUUUAGAGCUGUAACGACACGCACACGAAUCAGGUUUUUGAGUACAUUUUAUCAGAUGAAGACCGAUGGUUCCCUAUGUGGUCCGAUCAUUGAUGAUGUUAGAAUGAUUGGCGUUCGAUACGCUAAACACGCUUGAUUUGCUUAGUUGUUUACGGAAAUCCUUGAAAACGUAAAUCGUUUUCGGAAAUCUUCGAAACCGUGGGAUAGGGAUGGCUGGAUCAUCGUCUAUGGUGUUUGUUUAGCAUGUUAUGUUAUUAUAGUAAUGUGAUGUUAUUUCUGUUGUGUACUAGAAAGGGAAGAAAACAUGUUUAAAGUAUAAGCACUUAUUACAAAGUUCAUGGUAUAAUCAGCGUUUAUUUUCUCAAUUAUACAAAGAGUAAAUUACGGGU
This is a messenger RNA of Cynara cardunculus var. scolymus (artichoke), 1426 nucleotides long. RefSeq lists its product as uncharacterized. The record is from RefSeq and is a predicted model, not a curated record. The transcript has 3 exons. Lineage: Eukaryota; Viridiplantae; Streptophyta; Magnoliopsida; Asterales; Asteraceae. The coding region runs from base 52 to 1173 and encodes 373 amino acids.